UAAACUGACACUCUUCUGGUUGCAUCGACAAUGUGAAGUCGUUUUAGUAAAUGACACAGCUAUACUUAUAUUAUCUAUUGAAAAGCUGGACUUUUAGCUUAAAUACAUUUUCGAUUCCUACUGUAGUGGCUCUAUUCGUGACUUAAAAGGUAUUUUGUCUCUUACAAGCGUUCGAUUCCACGGUCACGCUAUGCAAGGGCCGAGGGCCACCUAGUGCAGCUGUAGUCUAACUGUUGAUAUUGUUAAUAUAAAAUCAGGCUAAAGUUAGACCCUCAUAGAAAUAAUCUCAUAUGUGUCUCACUGUUUUCACCCAUAGUGUUCUUACGUUGCUAUGAAAUCCAGGCAGAAUCCCUUCCCACCAGCAUCCACAGGGAGGAGGGCACACCCGUCCCGAAAGCAGUCCCUGACAAAGAAAGAGAAAGAAACAACUCUGAGUCCUGAUCGUUUAAGCCAUAGAUCCAGAGUACACUUACACUCACGAAGCCAGGGGGAACAACAGCUGUACAACGAUGAUGGUCAUUUUUCUGCCUCUGAUGGACUACCAGUUUUUACUGACAUCUGGCCCUCCACUCACUGUGAAUUCUCUCCUGGCCGCAGUACUGCCUCUCCUGAAAUGGAGGCAACCAAACAGUCUAUGAGAUCAGAGAGAUUAAAAGUUUCUUCAGAAGCUCAAGAGGAUUCGGUGCUGGCAAAAUACAUUGAUCGGUUUCGCCACGGUCAACCUCAGAGUCGAGAGGAGCGCCAGCAGGUGGCCUUCACCAAUGGAGAGGAGCAGGUGCCUUUUUGGUGGAUAACACACUCAGCAAUGGGCAAAGACGCCCAUAAUUACAGCCCAGUUGGACGGCAUCGGCAUGACAGAUCCCUCAGUGUUUUGUCUGACACUUCCCAGGGUGAGUUUGAGGACACAGAAAUACUACAACUUCAGGAUAGGGCUAACAGACUUCUGCUGAGAGGUGAAUGUAGUCCAAGUGAUGGAUCUGUCCCCGUCAGCUCAGAUGGCCUGGGAUGCUCCAAUUUCUCCUCUCCAGUCAGUGUAGACGAGCCAGUGCGACAACAUGUGACACCCAGUUUGAUUCAAUCUUUUGCUGCAAAGGACAGCUCAGACUCAAAUCGGGCCGUAUCCUCCCAAAAAUCUGUCAUCCCUACUUUGGGGCCCAGCACACGUCCAGAAGAGGACAUUUUAUUCCAGUGGCGUUUACGGAGAAAGAUGGAGCAAGCUAGGGAGUGGCCCCAAACCCUGCAACACUCCAGUAUUCAUGGUUCUGCAUUUAGCUGGCAGACCCCCAGUUUAAACCAUCCAUCAACCAGUGGACAACCUUGCAAGUUCUCACAAAGCGAUGCUGCUCCCCAAGCAGAAACCACUGAGGCCAAAAUAAUGUAUCCCCCAGCUCCAAGCCCUCAACCCUUCCCUGCUUAUGUUCUCUCUGGCUCUUCAGUCUCUCAACCCCAGGCUCUUGCCAACGUUCCUGCCCACAUGCAUCUGCUCUGUGAUGUACUUCCCUGCCCCAUCCAGCCAUCUCGUUCUGAAGGCGAGAAAAACAUUUCUCAAAGGUUAGAUGAAUCUAAAUCCACAGUUAUCCAUAAAAAAGUCCAAGUCCCUGAUGAUGGGCCUUUUGGAGCUCAUCAGUCGUCUUCACCAUAUGCAUCAUGUGAAACUACAGAGAGAGAGGAGCAUAGUCACCAAAAAGUACCUGAAAAAACCAAGAAAAAGAGAGCAGAGAGCAAAGAGCCAGAGAAGAAGAUGGCACUCUCCACCAGACAGCAGAGGAAAUCAGCAAGGGGUUCUUCAGAUCAGGGUCUUCCAAAAAAGGUCACGCCAUGGAAAGAGCAUCAUCUACUGGAAGAAGUCCAAGAGUUUACCAGUAAAAGCUGCAGUGUUGAUCAUGAACCACCACCCUCUCCAGUACACACUGCUUUAGGACAGGUAGUUUCAGACGUUUUGUUCCCUGCGGUGGGUUCAUCUCCUGGGCAGAAGAUCCCUGUUUCGUUGGUUACACCUCCUCUGACUGUCUCCUCACAAUCUCCAGUUCCUCAAUGUGAUGUUCAGAACUCUCUGAAAGUCAUUUCACAGCUUCUUCAAGAGACUGAAGAUUCUGAUGAAAAAGAGUUUGAAGAUGACCCCCUGUUACAAGUCCUUCGCCAGAAGAGAAAAUGGGUAAAGGAUCAGAUCAGUGAAGUGGACACUAUCCUGAGUGAAUUCCACAAGGAGCAACAAGUUACUUGAACAUUGGCAAGAAACACUCGAAGUACAGUUUUUAGUUUUCUUUUAUUUUUAUAAAGAAAUAAAGUGUAUUUGUACUUUUGGAAUAAAUAUUUCCACAUUAAAGAAG
Messenger RNA from Melanotaenia boesemani (Boeseman's rainbowfish), 2330 nucleotides. RefSeq names its product proline and serine rich 3 (gene proser3). The coding region runs from base 332 to 2224 and encodes 630 amino acids. Lineage: Eukaryota; Metazoa; Chordata; Actinopteri; Atheriniformes; Melanotaeniidae. The transcript is spliced from 13 exons. The record is from RefSeq and is a predicted model, not a curated record.